This is a messenger RNA of Ostertagia ostertagi, 2799 nucleotides long. NCBI's taxonomy places the organism in Eukaryota, Metazoa, Nematoda, Chromadorea, Rhabditida, Trichostrongylidae. The record is from the annotation of a GenBank genome assembly.
GACGUCUGCGUGCCGUACUAUCCAUUCUCCAGUAAGACACGAUUCACAGCGUUGAAUAAUCGACAUUCGUAUUUCUUGUUGGUGGACAAUGGAAGCGUUGGCAGAUAUGGUGCAGAGGUGGUCUUACGAAAGCGGCUGGAGAAUUACAUAGCGCAGAAGCAGAAGAUCUCUGGUGGAUCACGGAGUGUACCUGUUGUUUGUGUGAUUCUCGAGGGUGGCAGUUGUACCAUCAGAUCGGUGUUGGAUUACGUUACAAACGUUCCUCGGGUACCUGUGGUCGUUUGUGAUGGAAGUGGUAGAGCGGCUGAUCUUCUUGCCUUUGCCCAUCAGACGGUUCGAGAGAAUGGCUCAUUCCCAGAUGGUGUCCGCCCUCAACUAGCAGAACUGGUUCAGCGAGUGUUUGACUGCGGUGGUGCUACUGCGGAUAAAGUUGUAACCGAAUUGAUUAUGUGUACACAGCAAAAACAUUUGAUGACAGUUUUCCGACUCGGCGAGAAAGGUGGACAGGAUGUCGAUCACGCGAUACUCAGCGCUCUCCUGAAGGGCCAAAAUUUAUCUCCGGCCGAUCAGCUAGCUCUAGCUUUAGCAUGGAGUCGUGUAGAUAUAGCUAGGUCCGACAUUUUCACCUCUGGACAGGAAUGGCCUCAAUCGGCUUUGCAUGGAGCUAUGAUGGAAGCACUGAUCAACGACCGUGUUGACUUCGUCCGUCUUUUACUGGAGAACGGAGUCAAUAUGCAACGGUUUCUCACUAUUGGUCGACUGGAAGAACUCUACAAUACGGACAAAGGACCUCCUAACACCCUGUACUACAUCGUAAGAGACGUGGUGAAGGUACGACAAGGAUAUCGAUACAAACUACCUCAUAUCGGGCUCGUGAUUGAGAAGUUGAUGGGGAACGCGUACAAAUCGUCAUAUACCACGACUGAAUUCCGUUCGAAAUAUAGCGCCUUUAUGAAGAAAUUCAGGGGACGAGGAAGCGGUGGCAAAGGAGUCCCUCCAGGUAAUGGCAGUACGGCUCGCUCUCGUGGUGGAUCAGGUGCCAUGUCACGCCAAUCAACAGAGCCAAGUGGAUUUCUUGGUGGAUUUGCACCACCUCCACCUGCGGAACCAAUAGCUGAAGGUGUAGCGGCAGUCAGCGGUAGCCGUGCGCUUUCCAAUCAUAUCCUGUGGCGAUCGGCUUUUCGAAGAGAUAAUCCAAUGGCAAUGCGACCGAGCAACAUUGGCGAUUCUCUGGAAUUGCUGUUAGUUGAAUUUGAUACGGGCUCACGACUGAAAGAAUUCGAAUUCCGAUACCCGUUCAGUGAACUACUCCUAUGGGCAGUUCUGACGAAACGUCAGGCAAUGGCCAUGGAAUUCCGUACGCUAUCGUUAGAGCUUCUGGAGCACUGCUACCACCAAGACGACGCUCAAACGCUGCAGCUGCUGACCUAUGAACUGUCGAAUUGGGGCUGUCAGACAUGUCUUUCGCUAGCCGUUAUGCUGUCAAAUUUUGCUAGCAGAUUUAUGGCAUGGAGGAUUGAGGAUACGAAGCCAUUCAAACCUGAAAGUGCUCUGCGGAUUAUUGUUUCCAUUCUCUAUUUUCAUGCUGGAGUUCAAGACACGAGAGGAACUUCUUGCACAACCCAGACUGCAGCAGAACAUGAACAGGAUCUCAAUGAGAGCAGUAGCUCGUCCAGCUCAAGCUCGAGCUCUUCCGAAGAUUCCAGUGGCAGCAGCUUCGAAGACGAAGAAGAUGAUGAUAAGGUCGAUGCUGACAAGGAUCCGAAGCGUAGCCGGCGGGUAUCACAUGGAAGUGUUCAGUCGCUCAAUAUCGCUUCGUUAUUCCACAGUAGGAGACGCCGAAAGCACAUCAAGGAUGCUGGCACGGAUAUCAGCGAAACAGGGAAGCAGGAUCGUGCCGAGUAUGGUACGUUCCAAGGAGGACCCCCGUUCCAUCCGACUACUUCACCAACUCCACCACAUUUCUACAGAAAACGGACUAGGCAUCCGUCCUAUCGUCACAAUGGAAUUCUACCGGUGGAUGCAAAACGAAAGUCAUCCCUCUACGGUUCCAAUAGUGUGUUGUCUCAUGGAGCGAUAGCAGUCACUAAGGAAAGCGAUGAUCCGUUUAACACUCGACCAAAUUUCCUACUGACUGUCGGCGCCAAUCUUCCUCGAAUGCGCCCAAUUAAAAUUCGUCGUCGACUUUAUGAAUUUUACACGGCUCCCAUCACGACUUUCUGGGCAUGGACUCUUUCGUUCUGUUUGUUCCUCGCCGCAUUCACUUAUGUGCUUCUGAUCCGGACUCCACCAAAGCCAUCAUGGUUGGAGUGGCUUCUACUCGCGUACGUGAUCGCAUUGAAUGGAGCAUUUAGAAAGUUCCUUAUGUCGGAGAUGCAACCGCUGGGUCAAAAACUCAAGUAUUUCUUCUUUAAUUACUGGAACACCGUCACCACAGCAGCCGUCAUAUCGUUCAUUAUUGGUUUUGCUAUGCGAACUUUUGGUGUGAUAGAAACGGGGCGAGUAAUCCUCGCUUGUAAUUCAGUGCUUUGGACAAUGAAAUUGCUCGACUAUAUGAGUGUACAUCCACGGCUUGGACCAUACAUUACAAUGGCAGGAAAAAUGAUAUUGAAUAUGUCGUAUAUAAUAGUCAUGUUGGUAGUAUCGUUAUUGGCAUUUGGACUUGCACGACAGUCGAUAACAUAUCCUAAUGAAGACUGGCAUUGGUUACUGGUUCGCAAUGUUUUUUAUAAGCCGUAUUUCAUGCUUUACGGUGAGGUGUAUGCUGAUGAAAUUGACACAUGUGGAGAUGAAGGUGUG